Oldenlandia corymbosa var. corymbosa is the source of this 1110-nucleotide messenger RNA. The record is from the annotation of a GenBank genome assembly. Lineage: Eukaryota; Viridiplantae; Streptophyta; Magnoliopsida; Gentianales; Rubiaceae.
AUGCCGCCGAAACGCAAAGGUCGAAGAAGUCAUCCUUCGCCCAGGAAAGCUGAGCCUACUUCUGAUGAGGCUGUCGAUGGUAAGCUUCCUAAAACCCUUAUUAUCUCACAAAUUCUCGCCCGUCUGCCUGUGAAGUCCAUUGUUCGAUUCAAAUGCGUUUGCAAAACAUGGCGUACUCUGUUCUCAUCCCCACAAUUUAUCGCCAUGCAUUUCCGGAAAACCUCGGAGAAUCCCGCGAAUCACUCUCUCAUCAUUCAUAGUAUGGAUGAAGAGUUCUACCAUAAUAUGUCUGUACUGAAUGUUAAUUCUACUGAAAAGGAACCCGUUUGUGUAGUGAAUCCUUUCCCUGUGGUUCUCUACCAAAUGGACUUAGUGGGCUCUGUUAAUGGGAUGGUUUGCCUGGCUUGCCCUCCUGCUGGAAAUACGAUUGUCCUGUGGAACCCUGCUAUGAAUCUAUGGAAAGAGAUUCAACUCUCUAAAAUGCGGCUCAGUGUGUCCGGAGAACAACCCGGAGAAUACUCAAUUGGGUUUGGUUAUGAUGAAGCCACGGAUGACUAUAAGAUAGUGUUGAGGUCUUGUGCAGAGGUUUACUCUGUGAAAAAGAAUUCCUGGAAGAGGGUUAAGCUUAAUUUUCAGUUUAAAGUUUCGCAAACUAAGACUGAAGUGAUUGCAAAAGGGAUACCCUGUUGGACUGGUUUCAUCGCAGAUGGAAGCAAUAAGAACAACUUUACUGAGGUCUUGCUUUGGUUUGAUUUGAAAAAUGAUGUCUUCAAACAUGUUUCCAUGCCUAAGUUUGCUGGUGAUAGUCUGGCUGAAGCAAAAUUUGUUGAAUGGAAAGAGACUCCCAAGGGAACCCUGUUUUUGUAUGAACCUGUGACUAAUGGAAUCAAGGAACACAGUGUCUCCGGCGCUCAGAAAGCAUCAUUUGAAGCAUUCAGCUACAUUGAGAGCUUGGUUCAUAUUGAGGGUAUGGAACUUGUGAAGGAACAAGAUAGAGAUAAGUACUGCUUCAAAGAUAUAAGCAUCUUCAACUGCUUCAAAGAUGUAACCAUCAUCGAUAGUCAAGGUAUCCAUUAUAUUAUUGAUUUGACAAUCCCUGAAACUUCUUAG